CUCGCCAUGGACCACGCCGCGUUCCCGCACAUCUUCGAGCGCAUCCUCCUCUUCUCCCCGUGGUCCACGAAGCUGCGUCUGCGCGUGCUCUCCCGCGCGAUCCGGGAGACGCUCGACGCCGAGCUCUACCGGCACAUCGUCGUCUAUGGGAGCGCCGAACACGUGUGCUUGCGUGCGCCGGACCACCCCCUCCCGCCUCUGGGCGAGGACACGCGCGCGCUCUCCCGUGUCCAAGUGGUCGACUGGGACGUGCCGCUCCCGCAUCCCGCGCUCUCGCCCGACGACGGCGCGGCAGAGGCGCGCGCCGCCGCGCUGCGCCACCUCGCCCCCCUCCUCUCCGCGCGCCCGCAUACGGUGCGCGCAGCCGACGCGCAGCUCGUCCCCCUCCCCGCGCCCCACCUUAUCCUUUUCAACGACUACGUCUCGGCCGCUGGGCGCUGGCUGCACUGGGGCGAAGGCCUUGUCCUCCUCCCCCCCGGCGUGCGCAAGCUAACGCUACAUACGCGCUUCGACCCCCGCCACCCCGCGUUGGCCGGGAGCACGUGGGACGUGCCGCACCCCGUCAGCGUGAAUGAGCUUGAAGAGCUCGUCGUCAUUCCCUUUCCGGCGCACGACGCGCCCCGCGCCCUCCAGCGCCCGUGGCAGCGCACGCCGACCCUCGGCUUCCUCGACGACCUCUUCGUCUGGGGCAUGCAGCUUGCGGCGCGCGGCGUGCGCGUGACCUUCGUCGGGUUGGACAUCCUCCCGCCGCGCGCGUUGAUGAUGUCCCCCGAUGUGGGAGAGGAGCGCGAGAGGCUCAUCGUCGCGGGGCUCGAGGCGUUGCGGAAGGGUGGGCCCGGAAGGGGAGGUGAGAUCAGGCGCAUUACGUGGGUGCAGUAUCGAUGUGAGACGGACCCGGACGAGUACGAUCUCGUCGUGGUCAGGCGGCCGUCCUGAGUGUAUGGUACUAUUUACCACCUCGACGCCUUGCGUGCAGGUGUCAUCUACCGGCUGCGACGGCGCGGCAGACGCACUCAAACACUUCUUCGUAUCACGAGAUCACCCUUCUGGAGACAUGUAUCGCGUGUGAGCAGUGG
This is a messenger RNA of Cutaneotrichosporon oleaginosum, 1076 nucleotides long. RefSeq lists its product as uncharacterized. NCBI's taxonomy places the organism in Eukaryota, Fungi, Basidiomycota, Tremellomycetes, Trichosporonales, Trichosporonaceae. The record is from RefSeq and is a predicted model, not a curated record.